AUGAGUAAUGAUGACCUACGCUACACCACGGAAAGACUUUCGAUAUUGCUCAAUAGGCAGGUGACCAAAGCAUUGGCAAAGACAGUUAGAUCCCAUGCGCUAUCAAAGAGUUUGGAGGAGUUUACAAAGAUCCUUAGUGUCAUUGGAUUGAAGGAUGAAGGUCAAGCAGCGGAGUUGUUCAACCACGUCAAGUCUCAAAAGGCUACCACAAGAGAGCACCCCCUUCCGAAACGAAGUGUUCCUGCGUUGCCAAAAAAGCGGGCCAAAGGAGUGUCUCUAGCCUACGACGAUUUGGACGAGGAGGAAGAUGAAGAGGAGAAAAAGGAGGAGGAGGAGGAGGAGAAGGAGGAGGAGGAGAAGGAGGAGGAGGAGAAGGAGGAGGAUGUUGUAGUAGAUCUGGAGGGUGUGCGAAACUCACACGAACCAGAGUCUACAAAGCAAAGACAAAAUACGGAACGACCGAAGUUCAAAAAGAUGAAAAGAGAGGAUGCUGCUAGAUUGAAACAAAUUCAGCCAGAUGAUAGCAAGACAUUAGAAGAUGAAAAAAUCCGGUCGGUCCACGUGACAAGUACCACAAGCAGUAACAAAAGGGAAUACACAAACAACGUCAUCAAGAAACGACGAGAUAAUGUUGAUGAUGAUGAUAAUAAUGACGAUGUUGGUCCAAAAAAAAUAACCACCACCAGGUCCUUUAAAAAGGAGUCAAAGCAACCUACAAAAGCAGACACAGAUGCGGAUGCGGAUGCAGAUUCAACAGCAAAAGCAGGAGGCUACUUUGAUGCCAACGGUCGGUACGUAGACCACGACCACACCUCGUACAAUGAUUUCAACCGAAUACCCAUCGAAAGCCACGUUUUUAUUCCACCAUUUCUCGAAAAGCUGAAGGAGUACUUGACUCUCCAAAUUUCCGGUACAAGCGUAAAGGGAGCUGGACCGACGAUUAAUCCCGUCAAAGACCCCAACUCGGAGUUGGCUUCGAUGGCAAAGCAAGGGUCAUUAGCAGUGCAGACUAAAAAGUCUAAACAAGAGCGAGCAAACCAAGCGAGAGACAACGUUGGUAGUAAUGCAGAAUUAAAAGAGGAGGAAAAGGAGGAGGAGGAAGAAGAAAUAAGUAACGAUGCCGUCGUUGAAGAUGAUGAGGAGACAGUUGAUAAUCAAAAGGCGACGAUAAUAAAAGAGCAAAGACAAAGUUUACCAGCUUAUGCCGCCAAAGAUGACGUGGUUGAUUUUAUUCGGGAUAACCAGGUCACCAUCAUCAUUGGAGAGACUGGGUCCGGUAAGACUACUCAAUUGGCACAGUACCUUCUCGAUGCGGGCCUUGCACACAUUGCAAAACUGUCUGGUUCGGUGGAAAAGAAAAUGAUUGGAUGUACUCAACCAAGACGAGUCGCUGCCAUGUCGGUGGCGAAAAGAGUUUGUGAAGAACGACAAGUCAAGCUUGGGGAAGAAGUGGGGUACUCGGUGCGGUUUGAUGACAAAACGAGCUCGACAAAGACUUUAAUCAAGUACAUGACGGAGGGUAUAUUGCUUCGAGAAAUCCUCGCUGACCCUUUGUUGAAUGAUUACAGCUGCAUCAUCAUGGACGAGGCGCACGAACGGUCUCUCAACACUGACAUAUUGCUCGGCUUGUUCAAGGGCUUGUUAUGCAAGCGACGAGACUUGAAGCUAGUUGUUACAUCGGCAACGAUGAACGCCGACAGAUUCACAAAGUUUUUUGGCGCAGCACCGCAAUUCAAGAUACCGGGGAGAACAUUCCCCGUGCAAAUAUACUUUAACAAAAACGUGAGCAUGGACUAUGUGGAAACGAGCGUGAAGCAAAUCUUGUCUAUACAUUUGGGCAAUCUGAUGGGCAACGAGGGUUGCUUCGUAAAUGACGGCGACAUUCUUGUGUUUAUGACGGGUCAGGAAGACAUUGAAAUCACUUGCGACUUGUUGCGGGAAAAGUUGGACAUGUUGGAGAACCCACCUCCGUUGGAUAUCUUGCCCAUUUACUCGACCAUGCCGCAGCACUUGCAGAAAAAGAUCUUUAGGAAAAAAAGCGCCACCAGGAGAAAAGUUGUGAUUGCCACCAAUAUCGCGGAAACAUCGUUGACGGUGGAUGGGGUCAAAUACGUUAUUGACUGCGGAUUAGUCAAAGUCAAAGUUUACAACCCCAAACUUGGAAUGGACACACUUCAAGUUGUCCCCAUAUCCGUAGCCAAUGCCGACCAGAGAAGCGGAAGAGCAGGAAGAACCUGCGCUGGAACAGCCUAUAGGCUAUACACCGAGAAUGCCACCAGUGCAAAGAGCAUGUACCUGCAACCGAUUCCCGAGAUUCAGCGAACCAAUUUGAGCAACACGAUGCUUUUGCUCAAGUCGCUCAAGGUUGACGACAUUAAUACAUUUCCCUUUUUGGAUACGCCUCCCAAGGAUUUAUUGAACUGCUCGCUAUACGAUCUAUGGGCGAUGGACGCAUUGGACAAUUUUGGCGAACUUACCCAGCUUGGACGCGACAUGAUCAAGUUCCCUCUUGAGCCCACCUUGUCCAAGUUGAUCUUGUUGUCUACCCAGCACCAUUUCCAUUGCUCGGAGGAUAUCGUAACCAUCGUCGCCAUGCUAAGCGUCGCCAACAUUUUCCAGCGCUCAAAAGAGAGGGCAAACGAAGCGGACAAGUCGAGGGAAAAGUUUACAGUGGCAGACUCAGAUCACCUAACGUUGUUGAAUGUAUAUACGCAAUGGGAGCUCAACUUGAAGAAAAUUGGAAACAACUGGAGCAAGAUGAACCAGUGGUGCGAAAAGAAUUUCUUGCAGCUCAAGUCCUUGCAUCGCGCGAGGGAGAUCAAAAGACAGCUCGUGCUCAUUAUGCAGAAGAAUAAGUUACCGUUGGUCAAGUCGUUUAGCGACAAUAGUGUACGCGAGUGCCUAUGUGCCGCCUUUUUCCAGCAGCUGGCGAAACUCGUAAAGACGAAUCUCAACGGGAACCCCGAGUUUGCAAAUUUGAGGCAUUCGUACAUGAAGAUGUAUUUGCAUCCAACGAGUACUUUAUUGGAUAGUAACAUGAGGCUGAACUUUGUCAUUUACCACGAGUUGAUAUUGACGUCGAAGGAGUACAUGAACUAUGUCACUUGCGUUGAACCCAUCUGGUUGUUACGCUAUGGGUACAAGUUCUUUGGUGUUGCCGCAUCGGCCAUGGAAAGCAAAUUCAAGGACAUGGCCGAUUUGGAGUUGCAAAACCGGUUCAAGCAGCAGUUGGAGAAGGAUAAAAUUGAGUACGAUGAAGAGCAAUCACGAAAGGCUUCUAGAAGAAUUGGCCCUCGUCCGCUGUCGGAGCAUAAAAAGGGCAUACUCUUCAAGAAACGAUUCUGA
Molecule: messenger RNA, 3345 nt
Organism: Lodderomyces beijingensis
Lineage: Eukaryota; Fungi; Ascomycota; Pichiomycetes; Serinales; Debaryomycetaceae
Source: the annotation of a GenBank genome assembly